UGGUGUUGUGCGAGUUUGGAUGCAGCCGUAGGUAUGCUAAACGACCCAAAUUGCUCAAGUUUGUUAGGUUAAAACUUGUUCAAAAUCACUUUGUUUCAUUAAAUAAAGCAUCUCUCAACAUUCUUUUGAAACUCGAGCUCUAUCAAGCUCGAAUGGGUUAUUGAGCUUGCGGUUGCAUUAAAACCUCUGUUUCACAACCCCCCCACCCCACCAUAAAAUGGGCUAGGCUUUUGCAUGAAAUGCCAUCUACUAUCCUGAAUUCCGAAAUUGUGCCCAACACAUGAUUGCAUUUUUUCUUUCAGUUAUUGUUGGGCGAAAUAUUUUUGCAUUUUUUCUUUCAGUUAUUGUUGGGCGAAAUAUUUUUCCGGGUGAGUACUGCUGAGGAAAAAUAGCAGAGGAGGAGAUGAGUAACAGCUCACUGUCAUCGUCGCCGGCUCGCUCCUCGAUUUCGACCACCGCAAUAGCAGGGGCAAACGUGUCCUCAGCUCUCACCGUCGACGAAUUCCCCUUCCCACCAGAUCUCAUCUCCAUCCAAGAUCGAAAGGACGAGGCGCUUCAGGUUCUGAAGACUGAUUUGAUGGCUGCACUCAACAAGGAGGUUAAAUCCUUGGAUGAAGAUAGUUGGAUGUUUGAUGGACCUCGGUCCCGUAUUAACCUUAUAUCACGACCAGGUGGUGUUUUCCAUAAUCGUGCGGAUAUAACAAAGCAUCAUAAAUUUGCCCCUUCGAGAUGAUUGGGAAUUCUUAAACCGACUGUGCAGCAUGCAUACUCUGCGAGCUAUUAAGAGCUGUUUCUUUUAAACAUCCAUGAUACUAUCUUAGAGGUUUCUGUUUUAGGGAUGGAGGCAUCCGGUCUACUCUAAAACUGAACAUGUAUUUAUGUGUAUUGUGAUUGGCACCACACAUUUAUAUGAGAAUUUUGACAAUUCUAGUGAUUUGAGGAUCUUAAAAGAUUGAAACUUUUAA
This is a messenger RNA of Rhododendron vialii, 965 nucleotides long. RefSeq names its product protein SAMBA. Gene Ontology annotation, molecular function: anaphase-promoting complex binding. Gene Ontology annotation, biological process: negative regulation of organ growth. The transcript has 3 exons. Bases 404 to 733 code for a protein of 109 amino acids. NCBI's taxonomy places the organism in Eukaryota, Viridiplantae, Streptophyta, Magnoliopsida, Ericales, Ericaceae. The record is from RefSeq and is a predicted model, not a curated record.